Messenger RNA from Carassius gibelio (silver crucian carp), 4349 nucleotides. It is a transcript of the gene glis3, whose product is annotated as GLIS family zinc finger 3. Bases 598 to 3057 code for a protein of 819 amino acids. Gene Ontology annotation, cellular component: nucleus. Gene Ontology annotation, molecular function: RNA polymerase II cis-regulatory region sequence-specific DNA binding; DNA-binding transcription factor activity, RNA polymerase II-specific. The record is from RefSeq and is a predicted model, not a curated record. NCBI's taxonomy places the organism in Eukaryota, Metazoa, Chordata, Actinopteri, Cypriniformes, Cyprinidae. Gene Ontology annotation, biological process: regulation of transcription by RNA polymerase II. The transcript is spliced from 12 exons.
GCAGUGUUUACAUACUAUUAUUUAAUAAUGUUGUCUUAGCUUCCAUUUUAAUAUUUCCUGUUUAAAGUCUUUGCAAUUAUUAUUAAUUCUUUGUAACCAAUUCUAAGUGAAAGUAAAUCCUACACCUAUUUUUUCAGUGUAUGUACACUGCAUUGCAUGCAUAUUAAAUUCCACCAUGCAAAUAUUCCCAAAAGUUAUGAAACAAGUUACAAUAACACCGGUUUAAUUAUUAAAUAUAUUAAAAAGCGUAUGUGGAUCUCAAAUGAAACCAAAUAUGGUGUUUAAAAAGCGUGUCAUGAUGUAAUGCUGCCAAACAUUCACAUGCUGGAGGUUUCUCGGGCAAAAGGGCAAACUGAGGCUGAUCUACCCGCCCCUGACAACCAUCACAAACCCACACACAACAGCAGCAGCAGCUCACAUUCACUCAGCACGAACACAAACACGCUUUAAACCCGACUAACUCCGCUCAAACUCACCCGCGAUGAGGCACAGAACGCGACCCCGAUGACGUCACGGCGGCAGAAGUUCGUCUGAAGUGCUUUAUCUAAUGACUUUAACAGGUAGCUCGCACAUGUUCUGUGUCGACCAGUGACGGACAUGAACGGGAAAGGCUGCAAGCUGAUGGUUUCUCCGUCCGGUCCGGCUCAGGCUCCUCACCUGAGGGUCCAGACGGGUCACUCCUGUUCUCCAUCACUCCAUCCCGACUCCACAUCCGGAAACCCUUCCCUUCUCCCCACGCUGAGCCUCCGCCGACAGGUGCUGACCAAUAAGAAGCUGGGCUUUCCGCACUCCUCGCAACAUCAAGCUCCGCCCCUUUCACUCCCAGCAUCCUCUUCCAAACAGUCAGCUCGACCCAGCUGCCCAGACAAUGGUACGAAAGGUUACUUGUCUUUGGGGACGAACAGAAGAGUGUUUGGGUCGUGUGGCGGUUCAAACCUGCAGGUGAUGAGCAACGCAAUGUUGGUCCAGAGUCUGGGUCCGGUUUCUCCACAGACUUCGGUCCAGAACGGCCCACAUCACUCACUCACGGUUCCCUUCGCCGACGCCAGGUCUUUGCUGUCCAGAGAGUCUUUGGCCUCGACGACCCUCAGCCUCGCAGAGACGCAGUCGAUCCGCAGCAGUAAACUGGACUGGCCCUACGCUUACCGCGUUCUUCCUCCUCUCGGGAUUCAGUCUUCAGAAGCAGCCGAUCCGCAUCUCAUUCCCGGAUCCGAGUCCGUCUCCAACCCCACGUCUCUCCCGCAUUAUCUCUUCAAGGAGGACAGCAACCGGUGCAAGAAGCGAGCGCUGUCCUUGUCUCCGCUCUCGGACGGCAUCGGCCUCGACCUCAACUCCAUCAUCAGAACCUCUCCGACAUCUUUAGUGGCGUACAUCAUCGGCUCCCGCACGUCGCCGGCCUCGCGUCCCACUCCUUCACCUCUGCAGACGGAUGUUUGCGGACACCUUCUGGGCAUCAGAGGCAGCUGCAUCCCUCAUCCCAAUCCCAACAAGUCAAUUCAGACCCCAACUGUCCAGCCGCUAGAAGACCAAUUCACCAAUCUAGCAGUGGAGCACCAACAGGAGAUGCAAACUCCUUCAAUACAGCUUCAGUUUGAGUUGUCUGCCGUUAUCAGGACGCCCAGCCCUCCUCGAGGUCCUCCUCCGCCCUACAACGCCCACAUUCAGAUCCCAGCGGCGUCUUCAAACAACCUCAGGGUCCUUCCGUCGACUCUGUGCCCGAUGCUGGAGGAGGACGAGGACGAGGACGUCAGCGGAGGACACUGCUGCUGCUGGAUGGACUGCGGCGCGGUUUACACCCAGCGAGAGGAGCUGGUCAAACACAUCGAGAAGAUCCACGUCGACCAGCGCAAGGGCGAGGACUUCACCUGCUUCUGGGCCGGGUGUCCUCGCAAACACAAGCCCUUCAACGCACGCUACAAGCUCCUCAUACACAUGAGGGUCCACUCCGGGGAGAAACCCAACAAAUGCUCGUUUGAGGGCUGUCCGAAGGCGUUUUCCCGCUUGGAGAACCUGAAAAUCCAUCUGAGGAGCCACACGGGCGAGAAGCCCUACGUGUGUCAACACCCCGGGUGUCAGAAAGCCUUCAGCAACUCCAGCGAUCGAGCCAAACACCAGCGAACACACGUCGACACGAAACCCUACGCCUGUCAGAUCCAGGGCUGCGCCAAACGCUACACAGACCCCAGCUCGCUGCGCAAACACGUCAAGUCACACUCCUUAAAGGAGCAACAAGCCCGGAAGAAGUUGAGACGCAGCACAGAUCUGAGUCAGGACGGACUCAGCGAGUGUUUGACCGUUCAGCCGCUGCAGCACAGCCUCGCACCACUGGACCUGAUUGAGACCAAGUGCCAGUCACCCAUUGAUGAUCUCUACACUGGGAUGACCCUAAACCAGCCCAGCCACACAAACACCCUGCAGAACGUGAUGCAGAUCCCAGGCGCUCCACACACCCUCCAGACCCCCAUGCAGCUGCCGAGAUGCGCAUGGCUUCUCGCUGCUCGUGAUUGUCCCCGCACCGGCGGUGGGCACGCCAUACGCCACGGGAUCCAAGGAAGACAAUCGGCUCAUUUAAUAUUAAUGAUUUAUUAUUGUAAAAGCGUCUCAUUUCUCAGGCUUCUCAGGGUUCCUGUGUCACAUCAGGCUUCCCUGGGCCCUUCAGCGCUCCUGUCAUCUCAUCACACGCUGGACCACAACACUCACAAACUCUCCAGAUACCCCAGUCAUCUCAGGACAUCCCUCCCUGACAGUUUCUCUGCUGAUGCACAAACCGUGUUCUCAUACGGUAACACACCGCAGGCUGCCAAACACAUUACUCCUUGUUCCAUGAUGCAGAUGCCCAUGUUUGAGGACAAUCUGGGCUCCUCAGACGCGUCUCAGUCAGAGCUGGACCUGCUGCACACGACUCUGUCAGGCAUCGCUGCAGUGUUCGACUGCCAAACUGGACCUGAAGAGUUUUUGGGAGAGCAGGGGCCUUCGGUGCAGGAGGACAAUUACCUUCACAUCUGUAGCGUGGAGAGAAGCCCGAGCCGGAUCUCAUGCGUCUUUACUGAAGGGUGAACACACGCUUCCCUUCAGGGGAUCUCAUCCACCUGAGACGUUUUUGUCAACUCACCUGGGUUGAAUGUAUGAGUUUUUUGGAAGGAACUUCCUCAUGGACUCCUAAUGGAUUUUGUAUAGACUGUAUAAGCACAGAUGCCUGAAGUAUUUGGACUUUUAAGCCACGUUAAGCCUUCACCGGAUAAAAUAUUGAAGCAAGUGUCUUGUAUCUGUGCAACUCAAAUGCUGACGGAUCUUUUUUUGUUGUUGUUUUAUUUUUUUUUUUCACACCACAAAACUCCAAACUAGACAAACUUAAUUUUGCCAAAUGUUUGUCUUAAAAGGAAUCGUGUUGAAAAAAAAGCUCACCCUCCGGCCAUCCAUGAUCAGGAUGAGUUUGUUUCUUCGUCAGGUUUGGAAAAAAGUAGCAUUGCAUCAGUGUCUCAUCAAUGGAUGCUCUGCAGUGAAUGGGUGCCGUCAGAAUGAGAGUCCAAACAGCUGAUAAAAACAUCAAACACAUAGAGUCUAUAAUCCAUAAUAACACUUCCUCCAGUGAAGACGUGCAUCUGCUGUUGUCGCUCUCAUAUUAGUUUAGAUCUGUUUAAACGCUGCUUGAUCUGUGCAGAUUUCUCUCCUGAUUCAGACCAGAACACUUCUUCACUGGAGGAAGUGUUAUUCUGGAUAAUAGACUCUAUGUGUUUGAGUUAAAAUCAUCUUAAUGCUGGAUGUGUUUCAGGUUUUGUCUUCUCCAGAUGUUCACUGAUGGACUGGAGUGCUGUGGAUUAUUGUGAUGUUUUACUCUCAUUCUGACGGCACCCAUUCACUGCAGAGCAUCCACUGAUGAGACACUGAUGCAAUGCUACAUUUCUACAAACCUGAUGAAGAUCUGAUUUUAUAAGGCAUGGCAGAUUUUUGGAUGAACUAUUCCUUUAAAAGAGUGUUUGUGUAUCUUUCUUUACAAUAAAUGACAUGCUUUGAUAUUUUAGGUAUACAAAUAUUUUUUGGGGGGCCACUACAGUAUGUAAAUAAUUAUUGAAUAAGCAAAAGAAUGCACUUAUCACAGAUUAUAGCCAUUUUGAUGUAAAUAUUUAUACAUAAAGGAUAUGUUUGUUAUGUUUUACUGACUAAAAUCAUCUAGGAGCAUGAAUUGCCUAUUGAGGUUUACAUAUCCUCGUCCAGUUUGUGUGUGAACACCUUUUAAUUGCUGAUCACUGAAUGCAGUAGUUGUGUAUUUUAAUGUUGGAUAAAUUCCUUUAUAACAGACCAGUAGUCGACUUAAAAAAUAAAUAAAUAAAUUCAGGUUAAUAAUAAAA